This is a messenger RNA of Durotheca rogersii, 1546 nucleotides long. RefSeq lists its product as uncharacterized. NCBI's taxonomy places the organism in Eukaryota, Fungi, Ascomycota, Sordariomycetes, Xylariales, Xylariaceae. Gene Ontology annotation, molecular function: 1-alkyl-2-acetylglycerophosphocholine esterase activity. The transcript has 2 exons. The record is from RefSeq and is a predicted model, not a curated record. The coding region runs from base 260 to 1546 and encodes 428 amino acids.
CUCGAUAUUUUCUGCGAGUCUUUCAUUCAAUUUGUCGAAUGAUACAUCGCGAUUACGUGAGACACCGUCGACCGAAAACGUGAUUCGGGUCUCCCUUGUGACAGAUUCUUGGCCUCGCACGCCGCACUGUGCACCCGAGGAGACUUGGAGAGACGAGACACAACCGUCAUUCCCUGAACGGAUGGAUCUGGGCUGCGCUGCUACGUGAGCAGGACCGUAAGCUGUUUUCAAACUAGGUGGGUGUAAAGCAGGCCGGAUUAUGGGCGUCGGCUUCGGGAAAACGACCACCAUGUUGCUCCUCAUCCUCCUCUCCGCCAUUUCCGCCCUCGGAGCGCGGGUCCUUCUACCGGAGCUUACGGGGCCCUACGGCGUCGGCCUCAGGAACAUCGAGCUCGUGGACGACGGACGGCCAGACCCGUUCUCGCCGUCUGGGGCGCCGCGAGACCUCAUGGUUACCCUGUUCUACCCGACCGCCUCCGCGUCCUCCUCCUCCUUCAACUUUCCUCUCGCGCCGCAGUUCUCGCCCGCGACGGCGUCGCACGUGGAUGGCGUGUUCUCCUGGACGCCGGGCACAGCGGCCUCGCUGACCACGCGCGCGCGCCUCGGCGCACGCCCUCUCGCCGCCGACGCCGGCGCGGGCGCGGCGCCGGUCCUGCUCUUCAGCCACGGGUUCGGGUUCGCGCGCGGGCUGUACGCGGCGCUGCUGCAGGACCUCGCGUCGUGGGGCUGGACCGUGGCCGCGGUCGACCACCCGUACGACGCGGCCGUCGUCGAAUACCCCGACGGCCGUGUGGUGCGCGCGCGCGGCUGGCGCUGGCCGCUGGAGCCGGCCGUGCGCGAGCUCGCGAUCGACGUGCGCGUCGCCGACUUGCUGUUCGUCCUCGGGCGGCUGGAGAGCGGGCUGCAGGGCCGAGAACGGAUGGCUUGGGGCGAAAUCAGGCCCGGCGAGAACGAUGAGUUGAUCACAGCAGUGAACGUCUCGCGCGUCGCGGCUCUCGGCCACUCGUUCGGCGGCGCCGCGGCCGUAGGCACGCUGCUGAACUCGUCCGCGGUGGUGGCGGCGGCAGACCUAGACGGAUUCCUCUACGGCCCGGUGGUGCGGCUAGGCACCGAAAAACCAGUGCUGGUUCUCGGCUUCCCGGAGCACGUCGCUACAGACGACCCCACAGCCGCGCCGGGGUGGCCGUCCCUACAUGGUUGGAAGAGGGAUUUCACAGUGGCCGGGACGGUGCACGAGAGCUACUCCGACUAUCCCGUAUUUCGAGACAUUUUCGGGGGCAGAGAAGGCCCAGAGACUGGGGGUGUGCCGGGGACGAGGAUGGCGGAGAUUAUGAGGACCUAUAUCGAUGCAUUCUUCAGCAGGUUCCUGCUAGGCGUUGACGAUGAUGGGUUCCUCAGUGGCAAUAGCAGCACAUUUCCAGAAGUGACGCUCAGGAGAGGCGGGGGCGUGAGCGAAAAGCUGCGAGUGAAGACUACUGAUGCAUCUACGGAUACGAAGGAUCUCGAGAUUGUUGUAAACGUCUCCCAGCCCCGCGCGCUGUCAUAG